AUGUCGGAAUAUAUUUCUACGCGAGAUGAAAUUGGACAAACAAGAGGAUCUGCGUUCACUUUAGUUGCUAAUUCUUUAAAUAAAUUUCCAACUGAUGCUCGGAGAUUUAAUAUAACUUAUAAUGAUGAUGAACAAGCAUUUGGUAAUUAUUUACUUAGAGAACCAUUACCAUAUUUGAUUAUUAAAAUAAUUCGCACACAUAAUGAACAAACUAGAAAUUCAUCGAGAGCAUCAAUUGAAAAUGCAUUCCAACAAGCUAUGCGUACUAUAAUGGAACAGACUAAUAUUUGGCUUUUAAAUGGUACUCGAGCAAUGAUUGGUUUGGAAGACUAUGACAUAAAACUAGCUAAAAAUAAUGAACACAGUUCGAAUAUUAUUAUAUGUGAGCCAUUUGGAAAAUCACAACUUUUGAUGUAUCAUACUCCAGCAGAUCAAUUCAUAGACAAAAUUAUUUAUCAACUGCAACGACUAGAAGCAUUUUCUCGAAUCCCUAUUGUUGCUUUGCUUGUGCAAGGAUUCAUUGCUAAUAAAUUAGCUGCUGCAUGUAAACCAAUUGACAAUGAAUUUAAAACUAUUCAUUCAGGAUUAUCUAGCGAACAAUUAUCAUCAGAAAUAGAUUUUCGCAAACUUGCUCAUAUAAAUGAUAAUCAAAAAAGUCUUAUCUUUGUUUGUCAACCAGGUAAAGAUGAACUUGAUGAAAGUAUUCUUCGAGCAAUUAGUUCUGCAAUACGAAUUAUUGAUAGUUCUUAUGCUCAUAUCAUGGAAUUAAACUUUGCUAUACGAUUAAACAAAAUUGAUUAUGCACAAAUAAAUAUACUCAAUUAUAAUACAAUUAUCCACUGGACAAAUGACGAAUUAGACUCAUGUCUUGAAGUUGCAAUACUUUCAAAUGCUGUAUCAUUCGUUGACUUAUUAUUUCAAUAUGGUGCAUCAUUACAACGUUUAGCUCUUAUUAGUAAUUUCGAUCUUUUUCAAAUAAAAUCUGACAAAAAAAAAAGUGAUAUGGCUGAACUUCUCGUUGAACAUAUUCCUGUUGUAACACAUCUUGAUCGGGAUAAACGAAUAAGAAGUAGGUUUAUAAAAGUAUUCUUCAUUGAAUUAUUUAUUGAUAUUAUUCCAGCAUAUAUUCGUCUUUUAUUCUAUUGGGCUAUUGAAAAUGAAUAUUUCGAUCUUGUUUUGAGUAUUUGUGUUCGAUUAGAAGAUUCAAUUACUGCAAUGUUACUUGUUAGUCAAUGGUGCCAAGAUAAGGAACAACAUGAAUAUACAACAAUAAAUAAUUAUCGAAAAUAUCGCCGACAAUUUCAAACGUAUGCUGCUGAAAUACUUGAUCGUUGUUAUGCAGAUAAUCAAGAAGAGACAAUUGAAUUCUUAAAUGAAAAAUCAAUUUUAUAUCAAGAUCAAGAACCAUCAGUUCUAAUCGAUGAUCUUUGUUCAAAAUCAUUAGUAUCAACUAAAUGUAUACAAUCGCAUGCUAAUACAAUAUGGUAUGGAAAACAGUUUCAUCGAAAUAAAAAUUUUUUUUGGGAAAUUCUGAUUUGUCUUGUAUGUAUUUGUCCAUUAUUAUUAAUUAUUCCAUUUAUACGUAAUCGAGUUCUUCAAUGGGAUGAGAUAGAGAAGAUUGAACGACAAAAAAAUAAGUAUCGAAGUAAAAUAAGAAAUAUCGGUGAACCUUUUCGUCGAUUUUAUUAUGGCAAUGCUUUUAUUCGAUUCCGUUACAAUAUGGGUUCCUAUACUGCUUUUCUGAUUUUAUUCAGUUAUACAAUUUUAUUUGAUUAUUUUCCAUUGAAUAUUUAUGAAGACGGACGUUCAAAUAUAUCUAGAUUACCAAUUCCAUUAACUGAAUUGAUUUUGCAUAUAUUUCUUUUAUCAAUUGCUGUAGAAGAAAUUCGACAAAUAAUGUUACAUGUUAGAUCAGUUUCAGUUAAAACUCCUUAUUGGACAAAAUUAGAUGGAAUAAAGCGUCAUCGUAGUACAAUAUGGUCAUUCUAUAAUAAUGAUCCAUGGAAUAUAUUAGAUUUAGUUGCUUUUACUUUUUGGUUUAUUGCUUUUAUUACACGUUUUAUUGUUAAAGAUUAUGUAUUUGCAUUAUCAAAAAUAUUUAUGAGUCUUGAUUUAUGUUUAUGGUAUAUGCGAUGUUUACAUAUAUUUCUUGCAUCAGAAACAUUAGGACCAAAAUUAAUAAUGAUAUUUCAUACGAUGAAGGAUUUAAUAUUAUUCCUUCUUUUUAUAUUUAUUUUUUAUUUGGCUUAUACAAUAACAACAUAUUCAUUGAUAUCAACAUCAUCAAUGGUUAUAUGGUCAAAUUCAACAUAUUUUACAACAAUACAAGAUGGAGGAAAUUUAACUAAUUUGGAAAUUUUACGAAAUAUUAUUGAAUGGGGUACAUGGAAAAUAUUUGGAAGUACUAGUUUAACAACAACUGAUUUAGUUGCUGUGCAAUAUUCAGCAAAGAAUGAUGCAUAUGGUUUUGUUACUUUAAUUUUAACAAUAACUUUUUUAAUUAUUGCAUAUGUUCUUUUAUUAAAUAAUCUUAUUGCUUUAUUUAAUUUUACAAUUCAACGUGUUCAUGGUGACUCACGUCAAGCAUGGUUUUAUCAUUUUUAUGUUGUUCUAAAAGAAUAUGAAGAAAAACAAAUGUUUGUUCCACCAUUUAAUUUAUUAUUAUGGCCAAUACGUUGUUUUAUGCGUAAAAAAUCUGAUAAUAAUAAGAGAACAAAUACUUUAGUUGACAAUAAUCAUUAUAAUAUAGCACGUAUUCGAAGACAACAACAAAGAAUAGCUGAAAAAUAUUGGAAAGAUAAACAAAUUAGUGAAAAUAGAUCUAUUAAUCAAAGAUCAUAUGUAUCUCGUCAAUGUAGAUGCCAUGGCAGUGAAAUUGGUGAUACUGAAUCGACACUUUUAUAA
Messenger RNA from Rotaria sp. Silwood2, 2904 nucleotides. NCBI's taxonomy places the organism in Eukaryota, Metazoa, Rotifera, Eurotatoria, Philodinida, Philodinidae. The record is from the annotation of a GenBank genome assembly.